Oryctolagus cuniculus (rabbit) is the source of this 2751-nucleotide messenger RNA. RefSeq names its product intercellular adhesion molecule 5 (gene ICAM5). Gene Ontology annotation, molecular function: integrin binding. Gene Ontology annotation, cellular component: plasma membrane. NCBI's taxonomy places the organism in Eukaryota, Metazoa, Chordata, Mammalia, Lagomorpha, Leporidae. Gene Ontology annotation, biological process: cell-cell adhesion. The record is from RefSeq and is marked provisional.
AUGCCAGGGCCUUCGCCAGGGCUGCGCCGGGCGCUACUCGGCUUCUGGGUAGCCUUGGGCCUGGGGAUCCUCCGCCUGUCAGCGGUCGCGCAGGAGCCCUUCUGGGCGGACCUGCAGCCCCGCGUGGCGCUUGUGGAGCGCGGGGGCUCGCUGUGGCUGAAUUGCAGUACCAACUGCCCUCGGCCGGAGCGCGGCGGCCUGGAGACCUCGCUGCGCCGGAACGGGCCAGAGGGGCUGCGCUGGCUGGCGCGGCAGCUGGUGGACAUCCGCGAGCCGGAGACCCAGCCCGUCUGCUUCUUCCGCUGCGCGCGGCGCACGCUACAGGCGCGUGGGCUCAUUCGCACUUUCCAGCGGCCGGAUCGCGUAGAGCUGGUGCCGCUGCCUCCCUGGCAGCCGGUGGGCGAGAACUUCACCCUGAGCUGUAGGGUCCCGGGCGCCGGGCCCCGUGGGAGCCUCACAUUGACCCUGCUUCGGGGCGCCCAGGAGCUGAUCCGCCGCAGUUUUGCGGGAGAACCGGCCCGAGCGCGGGGCGCGGUGCUCACGGCCACGGUGCUGGCGCGGAGGGAAGACCAUGGAGCCAAUUUCUCCUGCCGCGCCGAGCUGGACCUGCGGCCGCAGGGCCUGGCGCUGUUUGAAAACAGCUCGGCUCCUAGACAGCUCUGGACGUACGCCCUGCCCCUGGACUCGCCGCGUCUCCUGGCUCCCCGGGUCCUGGAAGUGGACUCGCAAAGCCUCGUGAGCUGCACCCUGGACGGACUAUUCCCGGCCUCGGAGGCUGGGGUCCACCUCGCGCUGGGCGACAAGAGGCUGAAUCCAGAGGUCACCCUCGAGGGGGACGCAAUCGUGGCCACCGCCACCGCCACGGCAGAGGAAGAGGGCAUCAAGCAGUUGGUCUGCGCUGUGACCCUGGGGGGCGAGCGGCGGGAAAGCCGCGAGAACGUGACCGUCUAUAGUUUCCCGGCGCCCCUCUUGACCCUGAGCGAACCCAGCGCCCCCGAGGGGAAGUUGGUGACAGUAACCUGCACAGCCGGGGCCCGAGCCCUGGUCACCUUAGAGGGAGUUCCCGCUGCAGCCCCGGGGCAGCCCGCCCAGCUCCAGUUUAAUGCUUCCGAGAGCGACGACGGACGCAGCUUUUUUUGCGACGCCACUCUGGAGUUGGACGGGGAGACCCUGAGCAAGAACGGGAGCGCAGAGCUUCGUGUCUUAUACGCCCCCCGGCUGGACGAUGCGGACUGUCCCAGGAGCUGGACGUGGCCAGAGGGCCCAGAGCAGACGCUGCGCUGCGAGGCUCGCGGAAACCCAACGCCCGCGGUGCACUGCGCGCGGUCCGACGGCGGUGCGGUGCUGGCGCUGGGCCUGCUGGGCCCGGUCACUCGCGCGCUCGCCGGCACUUACCGCUGCACCGCGGCCAACGUCCAGGGCGAAGCGGUCAAGGACGUGACGCUGACCGUAGAGUACGCACCGGCGCUGGACAGCGUGGGCUGCCCGGAACGCGUGACGUGGCUGGAAGGAACAGAAGCGUCGCUGAGUUGUGUGGCACACGGGGUCCCGCCGCCCAGCGUGAGCUGCGUGCGCUCCGGGCAAGCCGACGUCAUCGAGGGGCUGCUGCUGGUGGCCCGGGAGCACGCGGGCACUUACCGCUGCGAGGCCAUCAAUGCUCGGGGCUCUGCGGCCAAAAACGUGGCCGUCACGGUGGAGUAUGGUCCCAGUUUUGAGGAGCGGAGCUGCCCCAGCAACUGGACGUGGGUGGAAGGAUCGGAACAGCUGUUUUCCUGCGAGGUGGAAGGGAAGCCGCAGCCAAGCGUGCAGUGCGUGGGCUCCGAGGGCGCCAGCGAGGGGCUGCUGCUGCCGCUGGCGCCCCUAAACCCUAGUCCCAGCGACCCCAGCGUCCCUAGAGACCUGGCACCCGGGAUCUACGUCUGCAACGCCACCAACCCGCACGGCUCGGCGGUCAAAACAGUCGUCGUGAGCGCGGAGUCGCCGCCGCAGAUGGACGACUCCACGUGUCCGAGCGACCAGACGUGGCUGGAAGGGGCCGAAGCUGGCCCUGCCUGCGCCGCCCGGGGCCGGCCCUCGCCACGAGUGCGCUGCUCCCGGGAGGGCGCGCCCCGACCUGCGCGACCGCGCGUGUCGCGGGAGGAUGCGGGCACUUAUCUCUGUGUGGCCACCAACGCGCACGGCUCGGACUCCCGGACCGUCACUGUGGGUGUGGAAUACCGGCCCGUAGUGGCCGAGCUGGCGGCCUCACCCUCGGGAGGCGUGCGCCCGGGCGGGAACUUCACGCUGACUUGCCGCGCGGAGGCAUGGCCCCCAGCUCAGAUCAGCUGGCGCGCGCCCCCCGGGGCCCCCAACAUCGGCCUGUCGAGCAACAACAGCACGCUCAGCGUGGCCGGCGCCAUGGGCAGCCACGGCGGCGAGUACGAGUGCGAGGCCACCAACGCGCACGGCCGCCACGCGCGGCGCAUCACGGUGCGCGUGGCAGGUCCGUGGCUGUGGAUCGCCGUGGGCGGUGCUGUGGGGGGCGCGGUGCUGCUGGCCGCGGGCGCCGGCCUGGCCUUCUACGUGCAAUCGACGGCGUGCAAGAAGGGCGAAUACAACGUGCAGGAAGCCGAGAGCUCGGGCGAGGCCGUGUGUCUCAACGGCGCGGGCGGCGGCGCCGGCUCGGGCGCGGAGGGCGGCCCGGAGGCGGAGGACUCUGCCGAGUCGCCCGCGGGGGGCGAGGUCUUCGCCAUCCAGCUGACGUCAGCCUGA